AUGAAAUCGAGGCUUUUCGUUUGUGCUGCCCUUGUGCUUCAAGUGCUCUGUCAAUCAAUCACGUUGUCUGGGACGAACACGGAAGUAACUUCAACUGCUCCCGACUAUGUUACUAGUGGAGUCACAUAUCAGGACGAUUCUAGCACGCUGAGUAUCACUGCUACAUCGGACUAUGGCUCGGUCACAGAAUUGUCCAGUGCUCUAGCAACCGCAAAUGCCACAGCUGUGUCCUCGAAUGCCACGGCAUCAGGGAACUCUACGAGCGCCACUCAAACACUACUGGUUGGAUCUCCCAAGACAACAACUUCUCUGAACGGCACCGCUACUAGAAAUUCUACUGCGUCCGCGACGUCAACUUCAGUACAACCCACGAACACUGUGCCUUGCAACGGCUUCGCGGAAUUUUGUUCGCGCAAGUAUAGCAACAUCACCCACGUUGCAGCCCAUAACAGCCCCUUUAUUCGACCAGGAAGUCUAGCUGCCAAUCAGAUGCUCGAUGUCGAGACACAGCUUAAUGACGGAAUUCGAAUGCCUGACGCCCGCGAAGUUCAAUUUCAAACGCAUCUCAAGAACAACACCAUCUACCUGUGUCACAGCUCAUGCGAGAUACUUAAUGCUGGAACGCUGGAAGACUAUCUCAUAACGGUGACGAAAUGGAUCCGCGCCAAUCCAUACGAUAUCGUCACCAUCCUGAUGGGUAAUUCCGACGUCCUUAGCCCGCACAACUACACCGCGCCCGUCAUCAACUCCGGCCUUAUCGACUACGUCUAUACCGCGCCCACACGACCAAUGCCACUCGAUUCAUGGCCGACCCUAAGCGAGAUGAUCUUCAGCAACCAGCGAGCGGUCGUCAUGCUCGACUACGAGGCAAACCAGGAGGAGAUCCCGUGGCUGCUAGACGAAUUCUCACAAAUGUGGGAAACCCCCUUCUCACCCACGGACCGUGACUUCCCAUGCACGGCGCAACGGCCUCCGGACCGCCCUCGCGAGAACCGCCAAGACCGGAUGUUCAUGAUGAAUCAGAAUCUUAAUAUCGACGUGGCGCUGGUAGGCAUCAGCAUCGAUAUCCCGGCUUCCAACUUACUGAAUGAGACCAAUGCGGUGGAAGGCUACGGCUCCGCUGGGUGGAGUGUACUUAACUGCACCAGAGACUGGAAUCGCCCUCCGACCUUCCUGCUCGUGGAUUACUACAAUAUCGGGAGUUUCAAUGGAAGCGUAUUUCAAGUAGCCGCGGACGCGAACAAUGUCACGUACAACCGUGAUUCAUGCUGUGGGUUGGCUGCGAGGACACGGAGUGCAGGGGCCAGGGAUAGUGUGCCUUUGGGAUUGAUUCUGCCUUUCCUCUCUGUCAUCUCUGCAGGUUUGUUGUUCUUGUGA
Molecule: messenger RNA, 1377 nt
Organism: Exophiala aquamarina CBS 119918
Lineage: Eukaryota; Fungi; Ascomycota; Eurotiomycetes; Chaetothyriales; Herpotrichiellaceae
Exons: 2
Coding region: 1-1377 (458 amino acids)
Biological process (GO): lipid metabolic process
Molecular function (GO): phosphoric diester hydrolase activity
Source: RefSeq, a predicted model, not a curated record